CCCAAGAGUGAUUUGCUUAGUAGUCGAAGAGCGUUGAGGUGAUCAGAGACUGACAGAGAGAACGUUGAGAUGCCUGCAGAGGUGAAGGAAGAGAAUGGGAGAGUGGAGGGUAUGGCCAAUGGCGCAGGGCUGUUAUAUGAAGAGAAGGAUUCAGAUGAAAGUGUCAGGCCUGGAGAUCUCUCAGAGUUGUUGGCUGCAGGGACCAAAGAAGUUCAUGAGAAGGCAGAAAACACUCAGUUUGUCAAAGACUUUCUCCGCGGCCGGAUCAGCAGGGAGCUCUUUAAGCUUGGUGCUGUUGCUUUAUAUUACACGUAUACGGCGAUGGAGGAGGAGAUCGAGAAGAAUAAAGAUCACCCUCAUUUUGCCCCCCUCUACUUCCCAAAUGAAUUGCAUCGUCACGAGGCCCUAGCCCGGGACCUAGAAUACUUCUACGGGGAGGACUGGGAGAACCAGAUCAGCUGUUCCCCAGCCACGCAGAAGUACGUAGACCGCAUUCACGAAAUUGGGCAGGACGAUCCCGUCUUGCUGGUGGCUCACGCCUACACCCGCUACAUGGGCGACCUGUCAGGGGGUCAGGUCCUGAAGAAGGUCGCUCAGCGUGCCCUGAAGCUGCCGCCCACUGGAGAGGGGCUUAACUUCUACCAGUUUGAUGGCAUUCACAGUGCCAAGGCUUUCAAACAGCUUUAUCGCAGCCGCAUGAACGAGCUGGAGCUUGACGCCGCCACCAAGGAGAGGAUAGUGGCAGAGGCUGUGCUGGCCUUCCAGUUUAACAUGGAAGUUUUUGGUGAGUUGGAAGAGAUAGGUAAAACUUUGCAGGAUGAUGUUGUAGAUGGAGGAAUUCCUGCUCAUGGAGACAUGCAAGGAGACAUCAGCAAAUGCCCUUACUACGCUGCCAAAAUGGCUGCCAGUGGCGGAUCAGCGUACGCCUAUCAAAUGGCUACAGCUCUCCUGAGGAAGCCCACCGGCCAGGUCCUUCUGGCUGCCUGGAUCGCUCUUCUGGCUGGAGCAGCCGCCUGGUACCUCAUGUGAUCUGAGUCAUAAUCAGUCGAUUCCGUGCCGGGAGUUGGGGGAAGGGGGCACUGCAAGCAAGACGGGUUUGGUUUCCCAAGAAAGACGUGUUUGGAUGGAGAGCACCUAACCCUCGACCUCCCCGUUUCUCUGUUUCCCUCCAUAUCCCAAACACAUUCCUCCUGCCCAUCGUUUUUCCCUUCAGUAACGUUGGGUAAAAGUGUUAAACCAUCAUAUUAUAAACGACUCUUAGGCAGCAAUGAUAAGAUAGUAUUGUGCAUUUUAAAUCAAAAAUGUCUUAGUAGUAAUAUAACAUAUGAACAUAUUUUCUGAAAUGUUAGGAACAUGUUCUGUCGAUGGAACAUUGGAUGUCAGCUGUGCAGAUAACUAGAUUAGAUAACAGAAAUACCUCCAUGGAAAUGACUGUAUUAAUACUCCGAUAGAAACUUGUCUCCUUUGGCAAGUUGAAGGAUAUCUUUCAAUUGGCUUUUAGCUACCCACACAAUAUGCUAUGCAUUUAUUAUGCAUAAAAACUUAAGGAAAAAGAGAAGAGGGUGUAUCUGCAGGGCAGAUAACCGUUUCUUUAAAUCCGGACCAUGAUGGUUGUUUAUCGAUAAUAAAUUUUGUAGAAGAUGGGUGACUGAACUGAGGAUGGCUCAAGGACACAAAUGCAGGAGCAUGUGCUAUGAGCAUUAGUAGUAUUAUAAUCAAAUAUAUAAUCUUUCCUCUGGCCAUUCAUAUGUAUUCCCAUGUUGCCUAUGGCGAGUGGACCACGAGAAUGAGUGAAUAUGCGUAAACUCUUCUCAUUCAGUUAUACUGAUUUUUUUGAGCUAUUUUUAUGCAAGACGGUUGUUGCUUGUAACAGACUUGAAUGCUCAAACAGGUCAGCGUGCAACUUUUAAUGUUAAUGAAUUCUCUGUUGAUAGGGAAUGGUCAAUGAAAAGGUUCAGGGAAAGUGGAUGUUUAUGAAGAAAAUAUCUUGAAAUGAAAACGGUGUACAUAACACAGCCACUUGGCCUUUUGCGGUAUGUUUCGGCCAAGGUGUUUUUAAGCAGCUUUGUAAUGUGGAGACAACUGACGAUUUGUCUCUGGAUUCUCAGGCAGUUUUAUCAGUUGACUGUUUGGAAAUGUUUAUAGCCGUCCUGGAAAAGAACCUUUGGCUUGCGGGGAAAAAAAAAAAAAAAAGACCGGCAGUCUUUUGACAUGA
Messenger RNA from Chanos chanos (milkfish), 2215 nucleotides. It is a transcript of the gene hmox2b, whose product is annotated as heme oxygenase 2b. The coding region runs from base 70 to 1029 and encodes 319 amino acids. The record is from RefSeq and is a predicted model, not a curated record. NCBI's taxonomy places the organism in Eukaryota, Metazoa, Chordata, Actinopteri, Gonorynchiformes, Chanidae. Gene Ontology annotation, biological process: response to oxidative stress; heme catabolic process; heme oxidation. The transcript is spliced from 6 exons. Gene Ontology annotation, molecular function: heme binding; heme oxygenase (decyclizing) activity.